GUGUUCUGUGCCCACAGGAGAUGCUGCAGGAUAAGGGCCUGUCGGAGAGCGAGGAGGCCUUCCGGGCCCCGGGCUCGGUGCUCGGCGAGGCCAGCGCGGCCAACGCCGCCAACGCCCCCGAGCCCGCGCUGGCCGCGCCGGGCCUCAGCGGAGCCGCGCUCGGCAGCCCCCCGGGCCCCGGCGCCGACGUCGCCACCGCUGCCGCCGCCGAGCAGACUAUCGAGAACAUCAAGGUGGGCCUGCAUGAGAAGGAGCUCUGGAAGAAGUUUCACGAGGCGGGCACUGAGAUGAUCAUCACCAAGGCGGGCAGGAGGAUGUUCCCCAGCUACAAGGUAAAAGUCACAGGCAUGAACCCCAAGACCAAGUACAUCCUGCUGAUCGACAUCAUCCCCGCAGAUGACCACCGCUACAAGUUCUGUGACAACAAAUGGAUGGUGGCAGGGAAGGCUGAGCCGGCCAUGCCCGGAAGGCUCUACGUUCACCCGGAUUCUCCUGCCACUGGGGCCCACUGGAUGCGGCAGCUGGUCUCCUUCCAGAAGCUGAAGCUGACAAACAACCACCUGGACCCCUUCGGCCAUAUCAUCCUCAACUCCAUGCACAAGUACCAGCCGCGGCUACACAUCGUGAAGGCUGACGAGAACAAUGCUUUUGGCUCCAAAAACACAGCUUUCUGCACCCACGUGUUCCCAGAAACUUCCUUCAUCUCUGUGACCUCCUACCAGAAUCACAAGAUCACACAGCUGAAAAUUGAGAACAACCCUUUUGCCAAGGGGUUCCGGGGCAGUGAUGACAGUGACCUGCGUGUGGCCCGGCUGCAGAGCAAAGAAUAUCCCGUGAUCUCCAAAAGCAUCAUGAGGCAGAGGCUCGUCUCCACCCAGCUGUCAUCCAAGCCUGACGUCAGCCCCCUGCAUGGGGCUCACCAGGCGCUCCAACACUACCAGUACGAGAACGGGCCUCACAUGCAGUUCGCUGCGGCUGAGCCCCAGGACCUUCCCCUCAGCACCUUCCCAGCCCAGAGGGACUCCAGCCUCUUCUAUCACUGCCUGAAAAGACGAGACAGUGCCCGCCACCUGGACUUACCCUGCAAAAGAUCUUAUCUGGAAGCUCCCACUGCAGUGGGGGAGGAUCAUUAUUUCCGGUCUCCCCCUCCCUACGACCAACAGAUGCUGAGCCCCUCCUACUGCAGUGAGGUGACCCCACGAGAAGCCUGCAUGUACUCAGGUUCAGGGACCGAGAUCGCCGGGGUGUCCGGGGUGGACGACUUGCCCCCGCCCCCACUGAGCUGUAACAUGUGGACGUCAGUGUCGCCGUACACGAGCUACAGCGUUCAGACCGUGGAGGCUGUGCCUUACCAGUCCUUCCCCACGCACUUCACCGCCACCACUAUGAUGCCCCGGCUGCCCCCGAUCUCAGCUCCGAGCUCCCAGCCGCCCGGAAGUGCCCACUUCAGCGUCUACAAUCAGCUCUCACAGUCUCAGGUCCGAGAGCGAGAGCGGGGGCCCAGCGCCUCCUUCCCGAGGGAGCGCGGCUUCCCCGGCACUGGCACCGCGUGCGAGCGGAAGCCGCCCUCGCCGCACCUGAAUGCUGCCAACGAGUUUCUCUACUCGCAGAGCUUCUCCUUGUCCCGGGAAGCCUCCUUACAGUAUCAUUCAGGAAUGGGGACUGUCGAGAACUGGACUGACGGAUGACUCUCAGGGCCCGCCCACAGCCCCAGUACCGGGUUGACCCAGCAUUAACCUCUGAGGGUGGCGUGCACUACCAAGAAACACAGGAAGGUAUCAUAAAGGGUGGGGUGCGAGUGCGCGUGAGCAUUUCUUUAGAGGGCAUCUAUCUUCUGACAUACGACUGAGGCCAUGACAAAGGAAAAAACACACUGUCUCGGAAGUGAUUUUGGCUGCAGGACCUGGAUCCACUGUUAAUCUGAUAUCUCUUGACAUGCCCGUGGGUGGGAUGGGAGUGGAGAGUUCAGGUG
This is a messenger RNA of Lipotes vexillifer (Yangtze River dolphin), 1972 nucleotides long. RefSeq names its product T-box transcription factor 4 (gene TBX4). NCBI's taxonomy places the organism in Eukaryota, Metazoa, Chordata, Mammalia, Artiodactyla, Lipotidae. Gene Ontology annotation, biological process: positive regulation of DNA-templated transcription; angiogenesis; regulation of transcription by RNA polymerase II. The record is from RefSeq and is a predicted model, not a curated record. The transcript has 8 exons. The coding region runs from base 21 to 1688 and encodes 555 amino acids. Gene Ontology annotation, cellular component: chromatin; nucleus. Gene Ontology annotation, molecular function: RNA polymerase II cis-regulatory region sequence-specific DNA binding; DNA-binding transcription factor activity, RNA polymerase II-specific.